This is a messenger RNA of Perognathus longimembris pacificus (Pacific pocket mouse), 2427 nucleotides long. RefSeq names its product kelch like family member 3 (gene Klhl3). The record is from RefSeq and is a predicted model, not a curated record. Gene Ontology annotation, cellular component: cytosol. The transcript is spliced from 15 exons. Lineage: Eukaryota; Metazoa; Chordata; Mammalia; Rodentia; Heteromyidae. Gene Ontology annotation, biological process: monoatomic ion homeostasis; protein K48-linked ubiquitination; renal sodium ion absorption. The coding region runs from base 184 to 1947 and encodes 587 amino acids. Gene Ontology annotation, molecular function: protein binding.
CCGAGGAGGAGGAGGAGGAGGAGGGUCGCGCGGGAGGAGGCUGAACCCCGCGCAGCCAUGCUGAAUCACCGCGGCUGAGCCGACCUCCCCGGGGCCGCUGGGAGAAGCCGAGCCCGGGAUCCGGGUCGGGUCGCAAGCACGGCUCGGCGCCCGCCGCCCCUGCCCCAGCCGGGGCCCGGCGCUAUGGAGGGCGAGAGCAUCAAGCCAAGUUCCCAGCCAUCGGUGCAGGCUGGAGAUGACGAGAAGAACCAGAGGACCGUCACCGUCAACCCUGCCCAUAUGGGGAAGGCCUUCAAGGUUAUGAACGAACUGCGGAGCAAGCAGCUGCUGUGUGACGUGAUGAUUGUGGCGGAAGAUGUGGAAAUUGAAGCUCACCGGGUGGUCCUGGCAGCCUGCAGCCCCUACUUCUGUGCCAUGUUCACAGGCGACAUGUCUGAGAGUAAAGCCAAGAAGAUAGAAAUCAAGGACGUGGACGGGCAGACGCUCAGCAAGCUGAUCGACUACAUCUACACAGCUGAAAUCGAAGUGACAGAGGACAACGUGCAGGUACUGCUCCCGGCCGCCAGUCUGCUGCAGCUCAUGGACGUUCGGCAGAACUGCUGCGACUUCCUGCAGUCUCAGCUGCAUCCCACCAACUGCCUGGGCAUCCGCGCCUUUGCAGACGUGCACACCUGCACCGACCUUCUGCAACAGGCCAACGCUUAUGCAGAGCAGCACUUCCCAGAGGUGAUGCUGGGGGAAGAGUUUCUUAGCCUAACUCUGGACCAGGUGUGCAGCCUGAUCUCCAGCGACAAGCUGACUGUCUCCUCAGAAGAGAAGGUAUUUGAAGCCGUCAUCUCUUGGAUCAACUAUGAGAAGGAGACCCGCCUGGAGCACAUGGCCAAGCUCAUGGAACACGUCCGACUCCCACUCUUGCCUCGGGAUUACCUUGUUCAGACUGUGGAAGAGGAAGCUUUGAUAAAGAAUAACAACACCUGUAAAGACUUCCUCAUUGAGGCCAUGAAAUACCACCUGCUUCCCCUGGACCAGAGGCUCCUGAUUAAGAACCCCAGGACAAAGCCCCGUACUCCCGUCAGCCUGCCCAAGGUCAUGAUCGUGGUUGGAGGCCAGGCGCCCAAGGCCAUCCGCAGCGUGGAGUGCUAUGAUUUUGAGGAGGACCGGUGGGAUCAGAUUGCCGAGCUUCCUUCCAGACGAUGCCGGGCAGGUGUGGUGUUCAUGGCCGGCCACGUGUAUGCCGUGGGGGGGUUUAACGGCUCGCUACGGGUGCGGACGGUGGACGCGUAUGACGGCGGGAAGGACCAGUGGACGCCCAUCGCCAGCAUGCAGGAGCGCCGCAGCACGCUGGGCGCCGCCGUGCUCAAUGACCUGCUCUACGCCGUGGGAGGCUUCGACGGCAGCACUGGCCUGGCGUCAGUGGAAGCCUACAGCUACAAGACUAACGAGUGGUUCUUCGUGGCCCCGAUGAACACGAGGCGGAGCAGCGUGGGUGUGGGUGUGGUGGAGGGGAAGCUGUAUGCCGUCGGGGGCUAUGAUGGGGCCUCACGCCAGUGCCUCAGCACCGUGGAGCAGUACAACCCGGCCACUAACGAGUGGACCUACGUGGCUGACAUGAGCACCCGGCGCAGCGGGGCAGGGGUCGGAGUGCUCAGCGGACAGCUGUAUGCCACCGGCGGGCACGAUGGGCCCUUGGUGAGGAAGAGUGUUGAGGUGUACGAUCCUGGGACAAACACCUGGAAGCAGGUGGCCGACAUGAACAUGUGUCGACGCAAUGCAGGGGUGUGCGCAGUGAAUGGGCUCCUGUACGUGGUCGGAGGGGACGACGGCUCCUGCAACCUGGCCUCGGUGGAGUACUACAACCCGGUCACUGACAAGUGGACGCUGCUGCCCACCAACAUGAGCACGGGGCGGAGCUAUGCAGGUGUUGCUGUAAUUCACAAGUCCUUGUGACCCAAACUCCCACUGCCAGAAAUGGAGGAGAGAGAGAGAAAGAGAGACUUGGAGCACCAGGACCAGGCCGACUGGAAGGGACUCAUUGCCAGAGGCCGAGGCGGUAGCAGAGCACCGCCUUUCUUCAGCUUGGCAGACUGGUGCGGCUCACAGUGUGGAUUCUGAUGACCCCACUCCGACUCCCCCGAGGUGCUUCAAUCUCCAUCCUGAACAGAUUUCUACAGAUUAUUGUCAUCAUCUAUAAUCUAUAGGUUAUAGAUUCUAUAAACCCCAGCAGCACCUUUGGGUGUUUCUACAGGGAAAAAAAGAGAGAGAGAGAGAGAGAUGUGUGUGUGUGAGUGUGUGUGAGCGUGUGUGAGAGCUAGGAGUGGGAAAUGUGUGCCAGUCUACUGGAUUUCUUUACUACUGAUCUUUCCGCCAUGCUACAAAUCAAAUUGUAAUGACCUCCUUGCCUCGGGGCCGUCCCGUGAAACUGCAGCC